Cyprinodon variegatus (sheepshead minnow) is the source of this 3418-nucleotide messenger RNA. RefSeq names its product thyroid hormone receptor-associated protein 3-like (gene thrap3b). NCBI's taxonomy places the organism in Eukaryota, Metazoa, Chordata, Actinopteri, Cyprinodontiformes, Cyprinodontidae. The coding region runs from base 407 to 3070 and encodes 887 amino acids. Gene Ontology annotation, cellular component: mediator complex. Gene Ontology annotation, biological process: positive regulation of transcription by RNA polymerase II. Gene Ontology annotation, molecular function: transcription coregulator activity; DNA binding. The transcript has 11 exons. The record is from RefSeq and is a predicted model, not a curated record.
AGACUUUGUAGAAACUGCCUGGCUUCAGUUUGCGACGGUUCGGUGACUCGAAGCCGUUUAGCUUCGCUGCGAUCAGAAUCCAACAGUUUCUACAGUUAUUUACCGGAUAAAACCGGUUCCGUGUGUUUGGGUCGGACCUCAGCCGCGUAUCGAUCAGUCUGCGGGUUUUUUUUGCCUUCGGUUCGUAGUUGGUUUUGCUAACGGCUAACAGCUCGCGCGCUAGCAGCUAGCAGGCUAACGUCUUUAGCUUCGGCUGCAGAGGAACCAGGAAGGAAGCGGUGGACCUGCAGGCUUCUUGGGCCGAACCUUCAGCGGAUCCCCGGAGCUUCAUUUGGACCAAGAGAAGCUGCAGAUCUACGGAACCAGGCCUGCUACGGACAGAAGCUGACCAGGUCUGACUGCCGACAUGUCCAAGGCUCCGGAUUCUCCGUCCAGACCCAGAUCCAGGUCAAGGUCUAGAUCCAGAUCCUACUCCAGAUCCAGAUCUCGAAGCCGCUCCCGCUCAAGAUCCAGGAAACGCCACUACAGUUCCAGGUCUCGCUCCCGCUCCCACUCCCCCGCCUACAGAAGCUACCCUUCCCGGGACUAUCAGGGCAACAACCGAGGCUUCAGAGGCUACAACCGAGGCUACCGCCGGCCGUACCACUACCGCGGCCGCAGCCGAGGCUACUACCCCCGCGGCCAUUACCAGAACCGAGGGAGGGGAGGAGGAGGAGGGGGCGGCUACGGCUACAAGUCCAACUGGCAGGCCAGGGGGGGAGGCUGGCAUGACCGCCAGGAACACCACAGUCCCAGGAGGGGGUACUCGCGCUCCCGGACGCCCAGGAAGCGCUCGGCAAGCCGCAGCCGCUCCCGCUACUCGGACCGCUCGUCUUCAGGCCAUUCCCGCCACUCGAGGCACUCGAGCUACUCCUCCCGCUCCCGUUCUCGCUCCUCGUCUCGACGCCGCGACAGCAAAGGCCGCCCCAGGUCCAAGGAUCCGAAAGACAAGCAGCCAGAAGGUCAGAGCGAGAAGGCGGGUGCGCCCGCUGACGGCAGCGUCAUCGCCAAGGCCUCUGGAGGGAAGUGGAUCGACUACGAUGGCAGCCCCAAGCGACGCAGUCCCGACUCUAAGAAGGAGGACGACGCUCCUUCUCCCGACUCCAAAGGGGGCUGGUCUGAAGGGGCCGGGAUGUGGAAAACGGUCGGUUCUGGUUCCCCUCCAGAGAAGAGUCCCUCCAAGUCUGCUCAGACGGCUUCGUUUGGCGGCUUCGGCUUCUUCUCCAAGGAAGACGCCAAGGGUGGAGACAGCACCGUGAUCUCAGCUGCUUUUAAGAAGUUCCUGGCUGAGAACAAACACAAAAAACAAACGUCUGAGAAGGAGAACAGUCGGGAAAAGGAAGCAGGCUCAGCAGAGCGAGAGGCGGAGAAAAGCUCCAAAUCCUCGGACCUCUUCAACAUGUCGGCUUCUUCCUACUCCGAGCCCAAAGAGGACAAGGUUCUGCCCUUCUUCGACCCGGGAGAGGAGGAGUUCCUGGAGUCCCAGGGUCUCAAAGACCGCAUCAUCAACGAGGACGGCGAGGAGAAAGCGGGCCUCACGGCGCGCGAUAUGUUUGGGAAGUGGGGCGACGAACCGAGCCGCCCGGCGUCGUACCAGUCGGUGAAAGAGAAGAGCCGCAGAGACGCCGAGGAAGAGGAGGCUGUGGACGACGCCGAGGAAGAGCUGUACCGCAGCCGCAAGCACUCGUCUAAGAAAGAGGAGAAGUCUAAGAAGAAGGAGAAGAAGGAGAAGACCAAGAGGAGUCUGACUCCUCCGUCUACAUCCAAGGAAAAGGAGCGGCCGCUGUUUCCCGGAGCGUUUCCUGCCGUGGAUCAGUCUCCGCCGCACCGCCUGUCUGCUUCCAGGCAGGAGUUUGAGCUGAAGAUGAGUUCCUUAGAGGAAAUGCCCAGCUCGUCUCUUUCCAAAGAUCGCCUCACGCCUCGCGACCUGCUCCAUUCCUCCAAGAAAGAUCCGGAGUUCCGCUCCAUUUUCCAGCACAUUCAGUCGGCGCAGCUGCGGCGCAGCCCCUCCGAGCUUUUCGCCCAGCACAUCGUCUCCAUCGUGCACUACAUCAAAGCUCAACACUUCCCCUCGUCAGACAUGACGUUAAGCGAACGCUUUGCCAUGUACCAAAGAAAAGCUGCAGAGGCAGAAAUGAUGAAGCCAAGGAAAAGCCCAGAAAUCCACAGGAGAAUCGAUGUCUCCCCCAGUGCCUUUAAGAGGCACCCUCACCUGUUUGAGGAUUUGGACGAGACGAGCUACAAGGACCCAAGCAAGCGCUUCAAAGGAGACAUCAUGGACCUCCGGCUGGAUAUAGAAAGACGAAAGAGGUUUGCUGGGAAGGAGCGGGACUUCAAACGGGAAGGAGGCAGGAGCCCCGGGGGCUCCCGGGGGCCCAGCAGGGAGCGCUCCUCCGAGAAAUCUGGGAAGCACCACAAAAAGUCCAAGAAAAGUAAGAAGAAGCGUGAUCGCUCUCCAUCCUCCUCUUCCUCCUCCUCCUCUCCAUCACCCUACCCUCCCCCCUACAGGGGAAAGGAGUACGCGGGGGAGGGCAUGGAGCACCUGGAGGAGGGCUACGGCCACACCCGCUACCCUCCCCGGGAAUACGGCGGCCCCGCCGACCGGGGCCCCCGGGAAUACGAGGGCCACUUCCCAGACAGAGGAAGAGGUCGUGGAUUCUUUCCCAGGAUGAGAGGAAGAGGCUGGAACAGAGGAAAUUAUCCCGGGAACAGCAACGGAAACCCAGCCAAUGCCAACCCCCCAGUGCGCCCCCCGGAGGAGGACUGGGACCCUGAAUACACGCCCAAGAGCAGGAAGUACUACCUGCACGACGACCGAGACGGAGAGAAAACCUGGGUGGAGAACCGCGGCCGGGGGCGGGGCUCCUUCCCGACCCGCCGCGGCCGCUUCGUGUACCGGAAGGGCGGCAGCAGCCCCAAGUGGACCCACGACAUGUUCCAGGGGGGGGAGGAGGGGGAGCUGGGCGACGACGGCGACGAGUUGGAGCACAAGGAGGCGAAGAGCUCCGGAGACGGAGCGGCGAAGCCGUGAACGGCGUUUAACGGUGGAAGGUUUUCUGUUUUAUGUCUUUUUAAGGGAGAAGGUGUGAAAACGGAAGCGUUUGUGCCUUAGAGGAGAAUAAACCUGCUGAUCAACACAUGGUUCAUGAACUCUCUGCAUGAAUUGGACCAAUCAGCAGAGCGUCUGUCGGUGUGUGUGUGUGACAUCACUCGUCUUUAGUUCACCUGACGGUAGGAAGAGGAAAUCUAUCUGCUGUAGGUUUAGGUCUAACUUUUUUAAUCCCAGACCUUCUGCAUGUCCUCAUCUCACGUCUCCUGGGCUUUUUUUACUUUAGCUUUAAAAUGUCUUUUUGUUUUCAAUAAAUUUCCUCUAAGCCGG